AUGGGUUUUCGGGAUCGCACGCAUCCUGAUUAUGUUUGCCUAUUACGUAAGUCUCUCUAUGGGCUUAAGCAGGCUCCCCGUGCUUGGUAUAGACGAUUUGUAGAUUUUGUGUUUUUCAUUGGCUUUUCUAACAGCAGGUGUGAUAAUUCUUUGUUCAUCUACCAUACGGGGACUAAAAUGGCAUACAUUUUACUAUAUGUUGAUGAUAUUAUACUCACUGCAUCCUCAGACGCUCUCCGUCGUUCCAUCAUGGAUAGGCUUGGUUCCGAAUUUGCUAUGAAGGAUUUAGGUCUUUUGAAUUAUUUUCUUAGCAUUGCUGUGACCCGUCACAAGGGGGGCAUGUUCCUCUCUCAACGUAAGUAUGCCGAGGAAAUCAUUGAUCACGUGGGUAUGUCAUCUUGCAAGCCCUCUCUCACUCCGGUUGACACAAAACCGAAGGUCAGUGCUACUUCGGGUGCUGCUUAUGAGGAUCCCACUCAUUAUCGUAGUCUCGCAGGUGCUCUUCAGUAUCUCACUUUCACGAGACCCGAUAUUUCAUAUGCUGUCCAACAGGUGUGCUUACAUAUGUAUGAUCCAAGGGAUGAUCAUAUGCAUGCUCUUAAGCGGAUUGUGCGGUAUGUUCAGGGCACUCUUGACCAUGGAUUGCAUCUCUAUCCCUCAUCGAUCACUGACCUUGUCUCCUACACCGAUGCGGAUUGGGGUGGCUGUCCGGACACUCAUCGUUCUACGUCAGGGUAUUGUGUAUUUUUGGGUGACAACUUGAUUUCUUGGUCGUCAAAGCGACAACCAACUCUUUCUCGGUCUAGCGCUGAAGCAGAGUAUCGAGGUGUGGCUAAUGUUGUCUCUGAGUCUUGCUGGAUUCAUAAUCUUUUAUUGGAACUACAUUGUACGGUUCGCAAGGCUACGUUGGUAUAUUGUGACAAUGUGAGUGCCAUAUAUCUGUUUGGUAAUCCGGUGCAACAUCAACGCACCAAACAUAUUGAGAUGGACAUUCAUUUUGUGCGUGAGAAGGUGGCGCGGGGACAAGUUCGUAUCCUUUAUGUCCCGUCCCAAUAUUAG
Molecule: messenger RNA, 1059 nt
Organism: Lycium barbarum (goji berry)
Lineage: Eukaryota; Viridiplantae; Streptophyta; Magnoliopsida; Solanales; Solanaceae
Exons: 1
Coding region: 1-1059 (352 amino acids)
Source: RefSeq, a predicted model, not a curated record